Messenger RNA from Fusarium pseudograminearum CS3096, 1203 nucleotides. RefSeq lists its product as uncharacterized. The coding region runs from base 1 to 1203 and encodes 400 amino acids. The record is from RefSeq and is a predicted model, not a curated record. The transcript is spliced from 6 exons. Lineage: Eukaryota; Fungi; Ascomycota; Sordariomycetes; Hypocreales; Nectriaceae.
AUGCCUUCCACCAUUGCUCUGCUUGCUGUCGGGAUUUGUGGCGUGGCAGCUGCCAAACUUCCCUCCACGGCUCAGGUCAUUGAUCAGAAGUCUUUCAACGUUUUGAAGGAUGUCCCACCGCCUGCUGUGGCCAAUGACUCACUGGUCUUUACAUGGCCUGGAGUGACGGAGGAAUCUCUUGUCAAGAAACCCUUCCAUGUCUACGACGACGAGUUCCUCGACGUCAUCGGAAAGGAUCCCUCUCUGACACUUAUUGCCACGUCGAAGAGUGACCCCAUCUUUCACGAGGCCGUAGUCUGGUACCCACCUACUGAGGAGGUCUUUUUCGUACAGAAUGCAGGAGCUCCCGCGGCUGGCACUGGUCUCAACAAGUCUUCCAUCAUCCAGAAGAUUUCUCUCAAAGAGGCAGAGGCUCUACGCAAGGGAACUCUGGGCAAGGAUGAAGUGAAGGUGACGGUUGUCGACACAGCCAACCCUCAAGUCGUCAACCCCAAUGGUGGAAUUUACUACAAGGGCGAAAUCAUCUUCGCUGGUGAAGGCCAAGGUGAUGAAGUCCCCUCGGCCCUCUACCGAAUGAACCCUCUCCCUCCCUACAACACUAGUGUCCUCCUCAACAACUACUUUGGUCGCCAGUUCAACUCCUUGAACGACGUUGGCAUCAACCCCAGGAACGGUGAUUUGUACUUCACCGACACUCUCUACGGCUAUCUUCAAGACUUCCGUCCUGUCCCUGGCCUGCGAAACCAAGUGUACCGAUACAACUUCAACACCGGUGCUGUAACUGUUGUCGCUGACGACUUUACUCUUCCCAACGGUAUUGGCUUUGCUCCUGAUGGUAAGCGUGUCUAUGUCACCGACACUGGCAUCGCUCUUGGCUUCUACGGCCGCAACCUUUCUUCUCCCGCUUCUGUUUACUCUUUCGAUGUGAACGGUGAUGGUACCCUUGAGAACCGCAAGACAUUUGCCUACGUAGCUUCAUUCAUCCCCGAUGGUGUCCAUACUGAUUCCAAGGGUCGCGUCUAUGCUGGCUGUGGUGACGGUGUCCACGUCUGGAACCCCUCUGGCAAGCUCAUUGGCAAGAUCUAUACUGGAACUACUGCUGCCAACUUCCAGUUUGCUGGAAAGGGAAGAUUGGUUAUCACCGGCCAGACUAAGUUGUUUUAUGUUACUCUGGCCGCUUCAGGACCUAAGCUUUACGACUAG